Messenger RNA from Aspergillus puulaauensis, 5034 nucleotides. Its product is annotated as DNA-directed RNA polymerase I core subunit RPA190. The record is from RefSeq and is a predicted model, not a curated record. Lineage: Eukaryota; Fungi; Ascomycota; Eurotiomycetes; Eurotiales; Aspergillaceae. The coding region runs from base 1 to 5034 and encodes 1677 amino acids. The transcript is spliced from 4 exons. Gene Ontology annotation, molecular function: DNA-directed RNA polymerase activity; DNA binding. Gene Ontology annotation, cellular component: RNA polymerase I complex. Gene Ontology annotation, biological process: DNA-templated transcription.
AUGGCGACUUUCGCACGCCCGGUGGCCUCCGCAAUCGCGGGGAUCAACUUUGAUGUAUAUUCCGACGAAGACAUCAAAGCGAUCUCUGUAAAGCGAAUUCAUAAUACUCCCACUCUGGAUUCGUUUAACAAUCCUGUGCCUGGUGGUCUAUAUGAUCCUGCGAUGGGUGCUUUGCUCGACCAUGCCUGCACGACAUGUCAUUUGAGUACCUGGUCUUGUACUGGUCACCCAGGACACAUCGAACUUCCGGUACAUGUGUAUAAUGUAACGCAUCUCGACCAGCUCUACCGUUUACUGCGAGCGCAAUGUGUUUUCUGCCAUCGCUUCCAAAUGGCUCGUACCCAGGUCAACCUUUACGUUUGCAAGUUGCGCCUUUUGCAAUAUGGAUUAGUCGAUGCGGUAGCAGUUGUUGAUUCGAUGGGGGCAAAAACAGCAACCUCUAGGAAGACUAAGGAUGCGGAUGGAUCCGAUGGCGAAGAAGAUGAAGACGAAGAUGAUUUGAUCACUCGAAGGAAUUCAUAUGUCAAGAGGUGCAUCCGAGAAGCACAGGCAGCUGGAAUGCUGAAGAGUGUAAUGGCUGGAGUGAAAAACCCUUUAGCUAUGGAGAAAAGACGAGACUUGGUCAAGGAAUUCUUCAAGGAUGUCGUGGCUGCUAAAAAGUGUGCUAGCUGCAGUGGAAUUUCGCCAGGCUAUCGAAAAGAUCGGGCAUCCAAGAUUUUCCGUCGGCCGUUCACGGAGAAGGCCCGACAGGCCAUGAUUCAAGCGGGGCUACAGAUACCAAACUCUUUAAUCCUUCUUCAGCAAGCGAAGAAGCUGAACGUCAAAGAGAAAAAGGCGCCGGCAAACGGUAUCUCUGACACUGCCAGUGUUACUUCGGAGGCUCAUGGCGCGGAAGAAGAAGUUGCGCGCGGGAAUGCGGUGAUAACCCAGAUGGAGGGUAAAAAGCAGGGCGCUGGCGACACUCAACAAUAUAUGCCAUCGUCCGAGGUUCACGCAGCAAUAACUCUCCUUUUUGAGAAGGAGAGCGAGGUCCUGAACCUCGUGUACAACUCUCGACCUACGCUAAAAAAGGAUUCUAAAGUCACAGCGGACAUGUUUUUUAUCAAGAAUAUUGUGGUGCCGCCCAACAAAUAUCGACCGGCUGCGCAGCAGCAAGGAGGUUCGAUCAUGGAAGCACAGCAGAACACCCCGUUAACACAAAUUUUGAAGAACUGCGACAUUAUCAAUCAAAUUAGCAAAGAAAGGCAGAGCCAGGGCGCCGAUUCAGUCACUCGUGUCCGGGAUUACCGGGAUCUUCUACACGCGAUCGUUCAGCUCCAGGACACUGUCAAUGGCUUAAUUGAUCGUGACCGGAAUGGCCAAACAGGGUCUGCAGCAGCAAAUUCCGCAAAUGGUAUCAAGCAGAUCCUGGAAAAGAAGGAGGGGUUGUUCCGAAAGAAUAUGAUGGGAAAACGUGUGAACUUUGCUGCUCGCAGUGUUAUUUCACCUGACCCGAACAUUGAGACCAAUGAGAUUGGCGUACCGAUGGUGUUCGCGAAGAAAUUGACUUACCCAGAGCCCGUCACCAACCACAACUUCUGGGAGCUGAAGCAAGCGGUCAUCAAUGGGCCCGACAAGUACCCUGGCGCCAUGGCCAUUGAAAAUGAGUUAGGGCAAGUCACUAAUCUCAAGUUCAAGAGCCUUGACGAGCGGAUAGCGCUGGCAAACCAACUUCUAGCGCCGUCAAACUGGAGGAUGAAAGGCUCGCGCAAUAAGAAGGUCUACCGCCAUCUCACCACUGGGGACGUCGUCUUGAUGAACCGACAACCCACAUUGCACAAGCCCUCUAUCAUGGGCCACAAGGCUCGUGUACUCCCCAACGAGAAGACAAUUCGAAUGCACUAUGCCAACUGUAAUACUUACAAUGCGGAUUUCGAUGGUGACGAGAUGAACAUGCACUUCCCUCAGAAUGAGCUUGCUAGGACAGAAGCAAUGAUGCUUGCGGAUGCGGACCACCAGUAUCUCGUUGCGACUUCGGGCAAACCCCUUAGAGGUUUGAUUCAGGAUCACAUUUCGAUGGGCACAUGGUUCACUUGUCGAGAUGCCUUUUUCGACAGGGAAGAUUACCACGAGCUGCUAUACAGCUGCUUGAGACCCGAAAAUUCCCAUACAGUCUCGGAAAGGAUUCAAGUCGUUAGUCCCGCAGUAAUCCGGCCCAAAGCUCUCUGGACCGGAAAGCAGGUUAUUACAACAAUUCUCAAGAAUAUCAUGCCCCCCGCUAGAUCCGGGCUCAACCUGAAAAGUAAGUCCUCAACUCCAGGAGAUCGCUGGGGCAAGGACAACGAAGAAGACCAGGUCAUAUUCAAAGACGGAGAGAUGCUUUGCGGAAUCUUAGAUAAGAAGCAAAUCGGGCCUACCGCAGGUGGAUUAAUUGACUCUAUCCACGAAAUUUACGGCCACACCGUUGCUGGAAAAUUAAUCAGUAUACUUGGACGACUUUUGACAAGAUUCUUGAACAUGCGCGCCUUUACCUGUGGUAUCGACGAUCUUCGGCUCACAAACGAGGGAAAUCGCCUGCGAAAAGAGAAACUCAGCGAGGCUCCGAAGAUGGGCCGCGAUGUUGCUUUGAAAUACGUGACACUUGACCAAACUACGGUGCCUAACGAGGAUGCUGAGCUACGACGACGUUUAGAAGAGGUUUCGCGUGACGAUGUCAAGCAGAGCGGUUUGGAUAGCGUAUCUAACGCUCGAUCGGCGCAGUUAUCUACUGAAAUCACCAAGGCUUGUCUUCCAAGAGGCCUGGCGAAGCCCUUCCCGUGGAAUCAAAUGCAGUCUAUGACCGUAACGGGAGCAAAGGGUUCCGCGGUUAACGCAAAUCUGAUUUCUUGCAACCUGGGCCAGCAGGUUCUGGAAGGUCGACGUGUGCCCGUCAUGAUCAGUGGUAAAACCCUUCCUUCCUUUAGAGCGUUUGAUACCAACCCGAUGGCUGGUGGUUACGUCUAUGGCCGAUUCUUGACUGGUAUCAAACCCCAAGAGUACUAUUUCCACGCCAUGGCCGGCCGUGAGGGUCUGAUUGAUACCGCCGUCAAAACCUCUAGAUCUGGUUAUUUGCAACGCUGCUUGAUCAAGGGUAUGGAGGGCUUGCGCGCUGAAUAUGACUCUUCAGUACGAGAGACUUCGGAUGGAUCCAUCAUCCAAUUCCUGUACGGAGAAGAUGGUCUUGAUAUCACGAAGCAGGUUCAUCUGCAAGACUUUGACUUCUUAGCCUCGAACUACCAAUCCAUCAUGGAGCAGGUAAACUUGGAGAAGAAUCACUCGAGGCUGGAGAAAGAAGCGGUGGUAAAUUGGCACAAGGACGCCAUGAAGAAGGUGCGCAAAUCUGGAAAAUUAGAUUCUAUGGACCCUGUUCUGGCUCUUUACCCUCCUGGAGGUAACUUGGGCAGCACAUCCGAGUCAUUUGCCCAGUCACUUAAGAAGUUUGAGGAUGACAACACGAACAAACUCAUUAAGGAUAAGAAGAAGGGUAUCGAUACUAGAUUGACCAAGAAGGCGUUCGACAUUUUGAUGAACAUGAAGUACAUGAAUUCAAUUGUUGACCCAGGCGAAGCUGUCGGAAUUGUGGCUGGUCAGUCUAUCGGUGAACCGUCCACUCAAAUGACCCUGAAUACCUUCCACUUGGCAGGUCACUCUGCGAAGAACGUGACGCUGGGUAUUCCGCGACUUCGUGAAAUCGUGAUGACUGCCAGUAAACAAAUCAUGACUCCAACAAUGACACUGGUUCUCAAUGACGAACUACCUCGGGAACACGGCGAGAGGUUUGCAAAGGCUAUCAGCAAACUCAGCAUUGCCGAAGUCGUCGACAAAGUGCAGGUCAGGGAAAGAAUUUCUACCGGCAGCACAAAGGCGAAGAUUUAUGACAUCGAAAUAUCGUUGUUCCCUGCGGAAGAAUACACCGCAGAGUAUGCGAUUACUAUCCGGGAUGUGCAGUCGACUCUGCAGAACAAGUUCAUUCCCAGGCUAGUGAAGCUCACCAAAUCUGAGCUGAAGAAACGGCAUGAUGAGAAGUCAUUGAGCAACUCGGCUGCACAGCCUGAGAUUGGUGUCUCAGUUGGUACCAUUCAGGAAGCCCCCCGAGGUGGUGACUCUGAGGAGCAGCCUCCUGAUGAUGAUGUCGAGGACGACGAAGACGACGCCAAACGAUCCAAGGGUACUCAGAAUAGGUCGAACCAGGUUUCAUACGAGGGCCCCGAGGACGAUGAAGAGAAAAUGGUGCGACGAAUGGACGCACGCGAAGAUGAAGACGAAGAAAACGUGGGAGAGGAUCGUGAUGUCGAUAUGGAUGACUCUGACGAUGAUUCGGACGACGAGGGCCACACAAAAGACACGAGAUUGCGUGAGGAAGACGUCCGGUCUAAGUUCGCCGAGGUUACACAGUUCAAGUUCAACCCGCACAAGGGCUCAUCCUGCACUAUCCAGUUGCAGUACGAUAUCUCUACCCCUAAGCUCCUCCUCCUACCUCUGGUCGAGUCAGCCGCCCGCACUGCAGUCAUCCAGUCCAUCCCUGGUCUCGGAAACUGUACAUUUGUGGAAGCAGAUGAGGCUAAGGGCGAACCUGCUUGUGUCGUCACUGACGGUGUCAACUUACUUGCCAUGCGUGACUACCAAGACAUCAUCACACCUCAUUCCAUGUACACGAACUCCAUUGACCACAUGCUCACCCACUACGGUGUUGAAGCUGCUCGUGCAUCCAUCGUUAGGGAAAUGGAUGCCGUUUUCGGGGGCCACAGUAUCUCCGUCGAUAACCGCCACUUGAACUUGAUCGGUGACGUGAUGACACACUCUGGCGGUUUCCGCGCUUUCAACCGUAACCAGCUUGUCAAGGAUAUCUCAUCGCCUCUGGCUAAGAUGAGUUUCGAGACAACGGUUGGAUUCCUCAAGGAGGCGGUCUUGGAGCGGGAUUGGGAUAACCUAAACAACCCUAGUAGUAGGAUUGUUGUCGGCCGGACCGGAACCAUCGGCACAGGUGCAUUUGAUGUCCUUGCUCCUGUGGCAUAG